This is a messenger RNA of Parnassius mnemosyne (clouded apollo), 1083 nucleotides long. Lineage: Eukaryota; Metazoa; Arthropoda; Insecta; Lepidoptera; Papilionidae. The record is from the annotation of a GenBank genome assembly.
AUGGCUUUGUUGUACGCGUGCUGUCGUGUUGCUGUAGUAAAUACUGAUGUUCCUAUGAUUUGUAUUACUUGUAGUGGCUACUAUCAUCUGCAAUGUGUGUCGGCAUCAUCCAGAAAAGAUCCAACACUUCGAAAUGGGUCAGAUUGGACCUGCCCAGCGUGUUUGUCAAAGCAACCUAAAACUGUUAAAAAUGAUAGUACACCUGUCCGCAUGUCAGCGCGCAAGCAAUGCGACACCGAGAGUGUUAAUGUUACAUUGCGAAACAAAAAUUCGAAGAAUAAGUCUCCCACUACUCCGUCAGUGUCAGUGAUAGAAAAAUCUACAGACUCUUCUUGCGACCUACGGGGUUUUAUAAGACAAGAGAUUUCAGAGCUAAAAAGGGAUCUUGAAUUUAGUUUCAAAAACUUUAUAAACUCAGAGCUUAAGAUCAUUAAGGACGAGGUACAGGAAAUAAAAAUGUCCAUAGCUUUCAUAAAUAAUAAGUAUGAUGAGAUGAAAGAAAGAUUUGAAAUAUACGAUAAAUGCCUAGUGUCAGUAAACAGCUUGAGUAAUGAAAUAGGUGUAAUAAAGUCUUCAUUGGCAAAGUUGGAGCAUGAAAGUAAUAUUAGAGACCAAUGGGCGCGGCGUUCCAAUAUCGAAAUUUGUGGCAUUCCCGAGAAGAAGAAUGAAAAUCUCUUCGACAUUAUUGAGAAAAUAUCGAAGCACGUAAAUUUUUCUUUUAAAAAAUCAGAUAUUGAUUUUUUAUCCCGCGUUGCACCAUCUACCAAGGACCCUAAAAAACCUAAACCAAUUAUUGUGCGGUUUUUAUCGAGGUAUAAUAAAGAUGACUUUUUGUGUAAAACAAAGAAACUUAAAAGCUUGAAAGCGAGUGAUCUUGAUUUUUCUGGUACUGAAUCCUUGGUAUUUUUCAAUGACCACUUGACCAGUUUAAAUAAAUCUUUGUUGCGCCAGGUGAAAAUUAAGGCUAAAGAUAAUAACUAUAGAUUUGUAUCGGUUAAAAACUGUAGUAUAAUGGUUAGAAAAUCUGAGUCUAGUCCUACUUUUCACAUAAAUAAUAUGGCGGAUUUAUUAAAAAUAAAAUAG